AUGGAACGUCAUUGGCAUGAGGUGCUUAUCCAGAACGAUGAGGCGGACCGAUAUUUUGCCACCGCUGCCCCGCUGCUUGUAAAGGCACUUCGUUUGAUUGCAUCUGUGCGGGCGUUGCCACUGGCACUAAAUGUCGCAUGGUGGGAAUCUGAAAUUGCCCAUGUUGAUGACUCGCGUCUCGUGCACCGCAAGGCCCGCGAGCAGGCACGGAAGCUACGCGAAAUAUUAACGCCGCAAUUGGAGUCUAUCUACGGCUCUCUCUCGCAUCUGCAAAGUGCAAGGGUGGAGUCGCAGCAUUCCCACUCCCUUUUACGCUGCCACGAAGGUUUAAUUGCGCCACGCGACAUGACGAUGGACACCCUUUUGGAGUCGCAGCCGGUUUUUGACUACAAAAACUUCCGUGCACAGUUUGAGGGACUUUGCCAGGUGAUGGCCAACUCAUUGCUCUUCUCCGCCUGUGAGCCCCGCAUCAAAGUGCUGCAGAGUCGCUAUCGUCUGUAUCGUGCCUUUAAUGGCGUGCGUGAGGAUGAUUUUCAUCCAACACUCGGUGGAGGGAGCUACGAUCGCGCCCCGAAACUUGACGUGCGACGCAUUGGAAGCUGCAUGUCGGCGAAAACAUUGGUGGAGUUCAUGCAGCAGACGCUAGAGGAGGAGCCGGAAAUGGUUCUUCCUGCACGUGACGCAAUUUCACCCUUGAGUUUGGGAGCCAAAAAAAUUCGUGUAGAGCCGGAGGGUCUGCAGUCGGUAAAUGAUGGAGUUGGGAAUCUUCAUGAGGAUCACGAGGAGCGUGACCCCACAUUAAAGGAACUGGUGGACAUUUUCUUUGGCCCCUCUCUUCCACCGGAGGAACGGUAUUUUGCGGCGGAUGGCUUAGGAUUGCUUCCCAACUACGCGGAGACGACAGGACGCAGUUUGGAUGGCUUUGAAAAACGAAAUGCGACGCAGUCUGCUAGUGCUCGUGCUAUGCCACUGCUUAAACACUUUCUUGAUAUUUAUGCCGGUAACAGGGGCGAAUUACUUGCACGACUCGUAAUGCCGAUGUUGUCCAGAAUUGUGACGAGGGAACAGACGAUGUUGGAGAUGGAGUUCACAGCCACAGGGCGUGUCCCUGGAGAGGUGCAACACAUUGCAUCGUGGUGUGUUCGCUGUGGAUUAGUCGCAACUAAAAAAGUGCAAUUGGCCCUGCGAAUUGUGCAGGAACCACUUUCUGCAGGGGAGGUUGAAGGCACCGCCGAGAACAUGGAAGAUGUAUUAAAAAAUAUAUUUGUUCCCAUCUGGAUGGCUCUUCUGCAGCCACAGGAUCAUUCGGACAUGGUGCAAUUUCUUCAGCAACUGGCUUCCGUGGUGGUGGUGGUGAGUGGCGACGCUGAUGUGCAGGAAAUGCCGGCGGUGAAUGACCCCAAGAAGUAUUCCGUGGAAAGUGGUGUGGCGCCGCCGGAUGCCUUUUUCAUCUAUCAUGUCUGGCGGAAUGUUCAGCUGUUAAAUUGUUUGGCUGUUGCCCACCUCUUCUUUGCCUCCGAUCGGCGGGAACCCGAAGGGGCAACAGAGGGAGACGCCGUGAACGCCGGUUAUUUCUUGCCAGGACAAUCGCUCUUUUUGCACCACAGCCCCGUUUUGACACGGCCUCUCCGUUUUCGUGUGUGCACCUCAGCCACAAGCAAAAACUCCUUUAUGGAAAGUGUCAUGGGGUUACUCGUUGCCGAUGAAGUAAUGAACCCGGUCGAUGUAUUUAACUGGAGCCCAUUGGCGUACUUGUACUACUUGACGCAGCGCCGCAUUGUUGUUACGCCAGCACGAAACGACAUUAGUCCCUUGGAUUCUGCUGUGCAGAAAGAAAUACUGUUUAUGGUUGAGACAGGCCUUAACGGCUCGGUUGCCACACUUGACCCACUGCAUUAUAAUACAACGGACAACGCCCUUUGCGAGACGUUGAAUGGACUACAGAAGAGCUGCCGUCUUGCCCUUGCCGAGAUUACAGAGCUUUGCCUUCGAUCUGCCGAGCAUGCUAACUGGGGAAUGAAGCAGAGGUGUGAAAUGUUUGGUGGGCCAUGGGAAAGGGUGUCUACACGGUACAGUGAGUUUACGAAAACGCAGGUGAACCCCUUAAGGCUGCUUUUUCGGGAAUCGUCGCUGGCCCAUGAAGUAGACCUUCUUUGUCGAAAAGGCCUGAAAGAGGAAUCCAGUUUUUUGGUCAUGAGCAGAGAAGAGGAAGAGGGACAAAAAGCUUUAUUUUCUGGAUUCACACAGGUGAGGAAUGCCUCUUCCAACUUUGGAGGGUUUUUACCAACGUCAAAAACGCUGGCGGCGCAACGUGAAACAUUGUGGCGUUUCUUUAAGGUGCCACAUUACAACCCGCCUGACAACGUUGAGUGCGGCGGGACGUGGUGGGAUUUUGUGGAUCGUCAGAUUGAGUACCCACGCAUCAUUAUUUCAGGCCCCGAAAUUACGGACAAAUCUCAGGAAGCCCGGGCGAUCACAAGAGAGUUUAACCGACGUCAAUAUUACCGGAGUUUCAACGUACAUUGUGAAAUUCCCCCGACGGAGGAGAUGCAGGCUGCCCAAGCGGUGCAUACACUAAUUGCAUUGCAUUCUGUCAACAGGUCCAACAAUGAGACGCAGCCCAUGCAUGGGGUGCAUUUCUCCUCCAAUACGUUUUCACCCUUGAUGAAACCUGAAACACUUAAAAUGAUGCCAGAGAAGUUUUCUUUUCGAGAUGGAGUAUUGGAUGUGGUUCUUCCCGCAGAUGCCAAUGAAACGACGAGGGUGUACUUUCGACCUUUACCAACAUGGAAGGAGUUUCAGCUGGAUGUCCGAAGACUGCGUCGACUGUCACACGAACGUGCGGUGCAACUUUAUGCAACAAAACGGUUAGAAAUGCUGGAGUGCAAGUUUAACCUCCAUGUUGCUCUCACAAACGAUGAUCAGGAGAAUCACGCCCGUGAUGCGCCUGUGCUGUUUGAGAAGGGUGAUCUGUACAAGUGUGUCAAGGUGGAUGUGCAUUGUCACAUGGCAGCCGGAAUGACGGCGAAGGAACUUUUGAGUUGCAUCAAGGAAAAGGUUCAAAAACACGCGGAUGAUGUGGUGGAUGUUGAACGUGGGACCGGUCGGUUUGUUACACUUGGAGAGUUGUUUACAAAACUGCGAACUUCUCCAGUGCAGGGGGCCGCUGUCAAUUUGGAGGAUCUUACGGUCGCCUCACUUAAAGUCAAGGCGGGGAAAGGUACCUUUAACCGCUUUGAUGAGUUUAAUGGUCGUUACAAUCCAUUUGGUAACUCUGCACUCCGCACCCUUUUUCUAAAGACGGAUAACUUCAUGGGUGGUCGUUAUUUUGCGGAAUUGAUACGUCAGACAUUUCGUCGUCAGGCCGAGGACGGCCAUGUCUUUUCGGAGUAUCGUCUCUCCAUCUACGGUCGACAGCGUCAUGAGUGGGACCAGCUGGCGCGUUGGAUGGUUUUGAAUCACGUGUCGCACUCUACAAAUCGUUGGAUGGUGCAAAUACCGCGGCUUUACUUUAUUUACCGCAAGAAUGGCAUCAUCUCCUCCUUUGAAGAGAUGCUGUCGAACAUAUUUGCACCGCUGUGGGAGGCGUCCAUGCAUCCAGAGGCGCACCCUUUUCUAAGUUACUUUCUCGCACACAUCAGUGGGUUUGACAUUGUUGACAACGAAAGUGAGCGCGAGCCGGACACCCUCAUUGAGACCCCACCAUCCCAAUGGACCGUCCUUGAUAACCCGCCCUUUACAUAUUGGGUGUAUUACAUGUGGGCGAAUAUCACUGCACUGAAUCGCUACCGUGCAGCACGGGGGUUCUCCACCUUUACAUUUCGUCCACAUGCGGGAGAGAGUGGAGAUCCGGAUCAUAUGGCGGAUGUGUUUUUUGUUGUCGAUGGGGUAAAUCACGGCAUUAACCUUAAGAGGUCACCUGUUCUGCAGUAUUUAUACUAUCUGGCACAAAUUCCUCUCGGUAUUACACCCCUAUCAAACAAUGCGCUCUUUUGCAAAUAUCGUGACAAUCCAUUUCCCAUAUUCUUCCGGCGUGGACUCAAUGUGGCACUCGCCACAGACGGAGCUCUCAUCUUCCACCACACCGAGCAACCACUGAUUGAGGAGUACAGCACAGCAGCAAAUUUUUGGAAUCUUUCCAUGGCAGAUGUGUGUGAGAUUGCCAAGAAUAGCGUGAUGAUGUCUGGAUUCCCAUCGUAUCGAAAGAAGGCCUGGUUGGGAAUCUUGUGCGAACUGCGCAGUGCGGCCGGCAACGAUGUGCGCCUGUCAAGGGUGCCACAUUCACGGUGCACAUUCCGGUAUGAAGUGUACAUGGAGGAACUUAGCCACCUGCAGAGAAAAGCCGCGUUGGACAUUCCACUGAAGCCGAUUAUGGAUGCGCAACUGGAAGGACUUUGCACGAUGGACGUGGUUGGCCUCACACGCGAGCAGGUCAUUGAGCGGCGCUUGAAUGGCCAACCCAUUGUGGCGGAUACAGAUACUGAGGCUGAUAAACAACAAAAGGUCCAUGACACUCAAAUGGUCCUUGUGCGACUUGGUCCACGCAUCACUGCGCCUUCACGACUAUGA
Trypanosoma cruzi is the source of this 4569-nucleotide messenger RNA. Its product is annotated as AMP deaminase, putative. Lineage: Eukaryota; Euglenozoa; Kinetoplastea; Trypanosomatida; Trypanosomatidae. The record is from RefSeq and is a predicted model, not a curated record. The coding region runs from base 1 to 4569 and encodes 1522 amino acids. Gene Ontology annotation, biological process: IMP salvage; AMP metabolic process. Gene Ontology annotation, molecular function: AMP deaminase activity. Gene Ontology annotation, cellular component: cytosol. The transcript has a single exon.